Molecule: messenger RNA, 4924 nt
Organism: Physella acuta
Lineage: Eukaryota; Metazoa; Mollusca; Gastropoda; Physidae
Product: phospholipid-transporting ATPase ABCA1
Biological process (GO): lipid transport; transmembrane transport
Cellular component (GO): membrane; intracellular membrane-bounded organelle
Molecular function (GO): ATP hydrolysis activity; ATP binding; lipid carrier activity
Source: RefSeq, a predicted model, not a curated record
AUGCCUGGAAGAAAAUCUGUCAUUGCCUCUAGCUCCUCCCAUUCGACGGUGGAAGCAGCUACCAUUCGCUAUGACAAGAACAAGGCUAAGGGCAACAACACGACGCCUGUGGUCAGUUUUCAGUUGGAUGACGUCACCACGGUGCCCAAACAUCUCAAGUUCUUCGUCGUUGUGGAUUACAAAUACCACCCAUACAAGGUCUAUGGAAAAAGCGAGAUUUUACCACUGAUUCCCACUUUCUCGAACUGGCCGGAGGUACACAGCGCCAUGUAUCAGGUUACGAGGCUAUACAUGGACUAUUGGCAGAACCGAAAUGGCACCGAGGCAACUAUGAAACAACUCGUCUUGACCAGAAUGCCGAGCAAACCCAAACAUGAUUUGAAUAGAACUGGCGAAAGUACCGUGAGAUUCAUGCAAUCUCUGUUGGCAUUGUGGUACAUGCCUCUGUUUUGUUUUGCCACAAUAACGCUGGUGGAGGAACGCGAGAGGAAGAUUAAGGAGUCCAUGAAACUGAUGGGGUUGGGCGAGUCGAUCUACUGGAUGUCCUGGUUCGCCAUGAACUUCAUCUACGGCCUCUUCAUGAGCCUGCUCGCCUUUUUUGUCGUCUACGGGAACUACUCCGACUCCGGGCCGCUGUUCCAGUCUUCGUCCGGUCUGUUUGUUAUUUUUGAGCUGUGGGCAGUCACCAACACGAUAACAGCGGCGUUUCUUAUGUCAACGUUUUUCAAGAACGGUCGUCUAGCAGGCGUCCUUGCUGUGGUGUACGGCUUCUUUGUGGCGCCAAUGGUCGCAGACAUCAUCCUCUUGCUAGACUUUGUCCAGAGUUUGGUGUUCCCGUUCGGCAUCGUCGUGUUCGGGUUCGGAUUAAAAAUGGCGAUCAACGUUUUGGCAGACCUCGAAGAAUCAGAUAGACCGAUAUAUUUUUCAACCAUUGAUGUCAAUGAAAACGAUCCAAACAGGACCUUUCUGGAUGCUCUAAAUUUGAUGAUGUUCAACACUGUGUUUAAUGUCUUUUGUGUCUGGUACAUCAGCAACGUUUUCCCUGGAGAAUAUGGCAUUGCCAAACCGUUGAAUUUUCUCUUUACUCGGAGCUACUGGGUCCCCACAGGCGUAGAUGAAGGGCAGAUUCCAACUAUUCCCCCGCAGGACGAAAACUAUUUUGAGAAACCGGAGGGCGAUUUAAAAUCUGGGAUCCAAGUCCGAAAUUUAAUCAAAAUGUUUGGUCAAGAGGUCGCCGUUGCUGGGUUAAGCAUGGACGUUUACGAAGGGCAGAUAACCGUGUUGCUAGGACACAACGGGGCAGGGAAGACAACUACAAUCAACAUGAUCACAGGUUUCCUGCCCCCCACCAGUGGAACCAUCAUGGUGGAAGGUCUGGACAUGCGCAAGAACACGAAAGCAGCAAGAACGGCCAUUGGUCUGUGCCCGCAACAGGAUAUCCUGUUUCCUAAGCUAACAUGCGCAGAACACAUGAUCUUUUUCUUGAAGAUUAAGGGCCUGUACAAUGAAGAAAAUGUAUCCGAAAGCCUUAAGCGUCUUGAUGCUAUUGGUCUGGGGGGCGAGAAGAUGAAAUGCUUGGCGUCGAAACUGUCCGAUGGUCAAAAGCGGAAGUUGUCACUAGCCUGUGCCUUCAGCGGUAACACAAAGGUCCUAUUUCUGGACGAGCCGUCGACCGGCCUUGACCCCGCCGCCAGACAGGAAAUGUGGGCUUUCCUAAAGACAAUGAGAGAAGGUCGAACCAUCCUUUUAACGACCCAUUACAUGGACGAGGCAGAUGUACUGGGCGACAGAAUCGCCAUCAUGGCGGAGGGGAGGGUUAAAUGCUGCGGCACAUCUAUGUUUUUAAAGAGGGUGUACGGUACGGGAUACAAGCUGAAGAUUGUGAAGCGGCCAAAGUGCUUGGCAGCUAAGGUGACUCAACAGAUCCUCAAACUAAUUCCCCAAGCCCAGUAUAUAAGUGAAACCAACUCAGAGAUCGACUACCUACUGCCAGAGAACAUGACAGAAAUGUACCCACGUUUGCUGACGGUUCUAGAAGACGACGCGGAGAAGCUGGCGAUCAACGGAUUUGGGCUAACAGCCACCUCGAUGGAGGAUGUCUUUGUAAAAGUUGGAGAAAGCAGAUUAUCUGAAGGUUUAAUUCAAGUAGAUAAUACAGAUGGCAAGUCUUCAGUUGUUGGAGACGGCAGAUCACCCGGGGAUAUAGCUGAGGUUAAUACUACGGAUGGCAGGUCUACAGUUGUUAUCGAAAUGACCGAUUCAGGACAGAAUGAAAGCUUUGAAUCCUCGGCUGUGGACCCACCUAAAGUAACGCAACCACAACCAACAGGUACUAGCGUGCAGCCGGUCGAUGCGUGUUCAGAUCCAUAUGCAGAUAAAAUCUUCAGAACUUUUAACGAAUGCAAGAGUACCACGAGAUGGACUAUCUUUAUUCAGCAACUAGCCGGCAUCGUUGUUAAAAAGUUCAUAUUGUUCCGAAGAAACGUCGUGUCCUCCUCGAUUCUAAUUCUACUGCCCGUUUUCUUCGUCGCCUUUGGUCUGUACUCGGACAUGCAGACGACGUGGGGGGCGCUCAAGCCCAUGACGUACCACCCGGAGCGUCUGCCCAACCUGAUCACGCCCUUCUUUACGUCCCCCAACACCCCCAAAGAUCUCUUGGACACGUACAAAAAACUGCUUCCAAAUUCUGAAUUUAUUGAACCAGAAUAUACAAACCCUCUAAUUUACGUUCGCGACUGGGCUGACGCCAACAGCCAAAAACAAUUUGACAAAAUGGCCUUUGGGGUGCAUAUAAAAGACGAGACGCUGACGGAGGUUUUGUACAAUGAGAGGCUCACACACAACCCAGGACUAGUGCUACAACUGAUGCUGAACGCUGAGGUACAGCACGCUCUGGGCGAGGACCACACGGUACAGCUAGGGCUCCAGUAUUUCGCUAAAGAGGACAUAGCCAAUCAUGUGAUCAGCACCUUGUAUGGCGUCCUCUUUGCCAUGGCGCUCCUGCCCGUCUUUUUUAUUUACGGUCUAAUAGUUGAACGUGCGACUGGCGCCAAACAUCUCCAAACGUUGAGCGGGGUCCACCCAGUCGCCUACUGGCUCGGCACGUUUGUAUGUGACUUCUUGGUGUUUUUAGCCAUAACCAUCAUCCUUCUGUGCAUGCUGACGUACAACUCCAAGGCUUUCACCGACAACAGCCGCUGGGUGGUUCUGCUGUUUGGGUUCCUAGCGUUUGGUAUCGCAUCGUUUCCUUAUCUCUACCUACUCCAGAACAUCUUCUCCACCCCGUCUAGAGGAAUCGUCGUCCUUCUUGUCGUCAACAUCAACAUUGGUAUUAUCGUCAGUUUAGUGAUCACCAUUUUCAAGUUUACGGGAGAGAAACUUGACAGUACCGUUUCUCAUCUGGACCGACUGUUUGCCUACCUGUCCCCAAACUACUCGCUGUCUGGCAUUUUACUGAUGGUGUCUGUCAACACACAAGCUGAUGAAGAUUUCUGGAAAGUUACUCGGGCAAGCAGCAGUGUCGUGGGUAGUCCUUAUGUUGAUCGAGUUCAAAGUUCACAGAUUGAUUUGGAACUUGCCUGCGGCCAGAAAUCACCAGACGACUCGAAGAGUGUUGAAGAGGAUGCUGACGUCAUCAAUGAGCACAAGCGGGUUCACGAGACUAGGAAGGAAGAUCUUUUGACAAGCGACGCUCUGCUUCUGAUCGACCUGAAGAAAGUCUACUGCAACUGCUGUACGACCCAGACGGCGGUCCAGCCCUUAAGCUUUGGGGUGCCAGACAAGGAGUGUCUAGGGCUGCUGGGACAGAAUGGUGCAGGCAAGACAACCGUCUUCAAAAUCUUGACAGGGGACAUUACUCUGUCGAGCGGAGAAGCUUAUGUUGGGGGAUAUAACAUCAAACAACAUCUCAAAAAAGUCCAGUCUAUGAUGAGUUACUGCCCCCAGGUUAACGCCCUCCAUGACGGUUUGACCGGAUGUGAGACGCUGUACCUGUACGGCAGGUUGAGGGGGGUUAAAGAGCAGUAUCUAUCUGAAAUCACGGAAAUUAUCCUCGAUUUUAUUACCCUGAGACCACACGAGAACAAAACAACAUCUACUUACAGCGGAGGCAACAAAAGAAAACUGUCGAUGGGAAUAGCGAUAAUCGGUGACCCCCACUUUAUAAUGCUAGACGAGCCGACUGCUGGCAUGGAUCCCAUCUCCAGGAGAAGUCUGUGGCAAUGUCUGCACAUGAUCAGGUCAAUGGAGAGAACCUUGGUGCUGACCUCACACAGCAUGGAGGAAUGCGAAGCGCUGUGUACCAAAAUUGCGAUCCUCAAAAAGGGGCGGCUGAUAAGUCUAGGUAGCACGCAGCACUUGAAGAACAAGUUCGCCCAGGGCUAUACCGUCAUCCUCCACGCCAAACGCCAGGAGGACGGGACCAUCUUUUCCUUAAAACCUGCCGUAGAUUUCCUGAUAUCGUCCAUACCAGGGACCAAGGUUUUCAACGACCAACCAUCUUACUGCCACCUACAAAUUCCAGAAACCGCACGAUUGUCUGAAAUCUUCAGGCUUUCAUUACAUGCCAAGUCGACCUUUGACCUUCAACAUUUCACGGCCCAGCAGACGUCGCUAGAGCAGAUCUUUUUGCUGCUCAUGAAGGACUGAAUAAGUUGGAUGUGAAUACUAUUUUAUUUUAAAAGUUUUGUUUUCAAUCAAACAUGAUGAUAAACCUAUGCUUUAUUUAUUUGACCUUCUAGGUUACUUCCUUGAUCUGGACUCAAACAAGGCCAAUUAUAAUUUAAGGACCGUCACAAUUAUGUUACGUUGUGAAUUAUUUAAGAAAAAACACACAUUGACAAAAACACAUCUUUUACGUUUUUAAAAUAAAAAUUUGUAAUAAUACUAGGAAUAAUUUUAUUUUAAAGGUUUACGCUAAACAAUG